Molecule: messenger RNA, 2830 nt
Organism: Mercenaria mercenaria
Lineage: Eukaryota; Metazoa; Mollusca; Bivalvia; Venerida; Veneridae
Product: arginine kinase-like
Exons: 14
Coding region: 130-2412 (760 amino acids)
Biological process (GO): phosphocreatine biosynthetic process
Molecular function (GO): creatine kinase activity
Source: RefSeq, a predicted model, not a curated record
UUUGAGUUUUGGACAGCUGUUUUCUCCAUAUCCGAAGUUCUCCUCUGACAGCCUCUGACAUAUUGUUUAACCUGGUCAAAUAUAAAGGGAAAUCCCGGUGUAAAUUCUUUGUCCCGACGCUAUACGAGGAUGCUCUUUUGCUGUAAACCUAAGAAAACAGGCUACGUAGAACAGCUAGAUUCACAGUCGGCGCAGAGUCAGCAACCGGUAACGAGCUCCAAAGGCAAAGACGACAAAAUGUCGGAGGAGGACAGGUGGAGACAGCAAUGGAAUGCCAAGCCGGUGUCGGAGUUGUGGGAAUCACUUAAUAAGGGAGAGUCGAAGUCACUUUUAAAGAAACACUUGACAGAAGCGAGAUAUAAUGAAUUAAAGGAUAAGAAAACAAGCCUAGGAGGGACCCUUGCUCAAUGUAUAAGCUCAGGAUCACUUCACCUGGGCAGCAAUGUCGGUAUUUAUGCGUGCGAUCCCGCAGCAUACACAACUCCAGGCUACAAAGAACUGUUCAACUUGAUCAUUCAGGACUACCAUACCAAAAAUCCUAAUAAUAAUGUCAAACAUCCAGAGCCCAGCUUCGGAACAGACGCACAGAUUGACAGUCUCGGUGACCUUGAUCCAACUGGUUAUUUUGUGAAGUCUACACGUGUCCGAGUUGCCAGAAGCCACAAGGGCAUGCCCUUCCCACCAGCCGCUAAGAAAGAGGACUUCGAAAAGAUGGAGAAGUUGGCUUGUGAGGGUUUGUCCACGUUGACAGGAGAGUUGGCCGGAACAUACUACCCCCUUCGCGGAAUGGACAAAGCCACGCAGGAUAAGAUGAUCGAAGACCACUUCCUGUUCAGAGCAGAUGAUGCGGUGCUUGGUGAUGCCGGUGGUUACAAUUGCUGGGACACCGGAAGAGGAAUCUUCCACAAUAAAGAGAAAACCUUCCUCACAUGGCUGAAUGAGGAGGACCACUUCCGUUUCAUCUCUAUGCAAAUGGGCGGGAAUCUUGGCCAAGUAUACAAGCGUUUAGCGACAGCCAUCAAACAUAUCGAGACCAAGAUGGAAUUCGCCAAAGCCGACGGCCUUGGUUAUCUUACGUUCUGUCCAACUAACCUUGGCACAACAAUGAGAGCAAGUGUCCAUGUUCGAGUACCCAUGCUCAGCAAGGAUCCACAGGUCCUGAAAGACAUUUGUGCCAAGUAUAAUCUUCAGCCUAGAGGUGUUCACGGCGAGCACUCUGAGAGUAAAGGAGGUGUUUACGAUAUCUCCAACAAGCGUCGACUUGGACUUACAGAGUGGGAUGCUGUCAAUGAAAUGAAGAAUGGUGUUCUGGAAAUUAUAAAGGAGGAAGCAAAACUGACCUGGACACCAAAGCCUACAGACGAGCUGUAUAACAUUAUCAGCAAGAGUGACUCCCCGUCUCUCAUGAAGAAGUUCCUGACACAGGAGGUGUACGACAAACUUAAGGACAAGAAAACAUCACUUGGUGGUACUCUAGCUCACUGUAUCAACUCCGGUUGUCUACAUCUCGGCAGCAAGGUUGGCAUUUAUGCCUGUGACCCCGAAGCCUACACAGUAUUUGAAGAUAUAUUUAACAAUGUAAUCAAAGCCUAUCACAAAGUUGACAGUAUUAGCCAUCCUGUGCCAACAUUUGGUACCGACGCCGACAUGAAAGCUCUAGAAAACAUUGAUCCCGAGGGUAAUAUGGUCAUCUCGACACGUAUCCGAGUUGCUCGCAGCCACGCCAAAUACCCAUUCCCUCCAGCAUGUACUUCGGAGGAUUUGGAGAACAUGCAAGAUGACACUGUACGUGCCCUGAACACCCUCAAAGGUGAACUCGCCGGUACAUACUACCCCCUUGCGAAAAUGGACGAAGCCACCCAGAAACAGAUGGUGGAGGACCACUUCCUCUUCAGAGACGAUGACGAUGUGUUGAGAGAUGCUGGCGGCUACAAAUACUGGGAUACAGGUCGUGGCAUCUUCCACAAUAAGGACAAAACUUUCCUUACCUGGGUGAACGAAGAAGACCAUCUCCGACUGAUCUCUAUGCAGAAAGGUGGUGACCUGGGAGAAGUGUAUAGACGUCUUGUCAAGGCCAUCGGUGAACUGGAAAAGAAGCUGACCUUUGCGAAAAGAGAUGGCUAUGGGUAUUUGACAUUCUGCCCAUCUAAUCUUGGCACCACACUUAGAGCUAGCGUGCACAUGAAGAUCCCUAACGUUUGCAAGCAGCCAAACUUCAAAGAAGAAUGUGAAAAAUACAACAUCCAGCCAAGAGGUAUCCACGGUGAGCACUCGGAGAGUGAAGGAGGUGUGUACGAUCUGUCAAACAAGCGCCGACUCGGCCUCACUGAAUACGCUGCUGUGAGAGAAAUGCUGGAUGGUGUUCUUGCCCUGAAGAAGUGGGAACUAGAACUUGCAGGUGGAAAGAAAUAACCUGUUUUCAAAAUUAAAAUUGACAUUUUGACAACCGCGUGAGCCAGAUUUAUGACAUUUUAAUACAAGUGUGUUAGACUGUAUUUCUCCUUUUUUCAUUGCUGGAACUGAAUUUAACUUGGUUUAACUUUUAUGCAUUUGUUAAUAAUUAUGCAAUUGAACGUGUUCGUUAAAAACUAUAUUCGGAUAAUGUUACAAAGAGGAGUUUACAAAUGUUUUGUUAGCAUUGGAGUACCUCUUUUUUCCCUAUGUGAUAACUUCACUUAAUAUCGACACCUGUAAUGUAGCUUCAGUUUAUUGUGCUAGUUAUAGGGGCCCUACAAUAUAUUGUUGUAAGGGGUUAUCUGUGAUUUUGUUGACUUUUCCUAUUUAUUUCCAUUUGACCGGAGAACCAAAGAAUAAAAUGCAAAAAAAACUA